This is a messenger RNA of Mesocestoides corti, 435 nucleotides long. NCBI's taxonomy places the organism in Eukaryota, Metazoa, Platyhelminthes, Cestoda, Cyclophyllidea, Mesocestoididae. The record is from the annotation of a GenBank genome assembly.
AUGGCUCCUCCGAAAACGUACGUUCAGGUUUUUGGUCGUAAGAAAUCGGCUACUGCCGUUGCACUGUGCAAGUCCGGUAAUGGUAUGAUUCGUGUUAACGGACGUCCAUUGAUGCUCCUUCAACCCGAGCCUCUUCUGCCCAAAGUCCUCGAGCCCAUAAUGCUCAUUGGGCAGGAGCGUUUUGAGCACUUGGAUAUUAGAAUUCGUGUUAGUGGAGGCGGUCGAGUCGCCCAAGUGUACGCUAUACGUCAGGCGCUUGCAAAGGCGGUUGUUGCCUUCCACCAGAAAUUUGUUGAUGAAUAUUCCCGGAAGAGUCUGCGGGAUACUCUUGCUGAGUUCGAUAAGACACUGGUUGUUGCCGAUCCUCGUCACUGUGAGCCAAAGAAAUUCGGUGGUCCUGGUGCCCGUGCUCGCUACCAGAAGUCUUACCGUUAA